Schistocerca cancellata (South American locust) is the source of this 1800-nucleotide messenger RNA. RefSeq lists its product as uncharacterized. The transcript is spliced from 6 exons. Bases 1 to 1800 code for a protein of 599 amino acids. The record is from RefSeq and is a predicted model, not a curated record. NCBI's taxonomy places the organism in Eukaryota, Metazoa, Arthropoda, Insecta, Orthoptera, Acrididae.
AUGACAACGCUGCAAACGGAUGAUCUGAGGCAUCAUAUCCUGUCCCAGUCAGUGCAUGCUUUUCGACGCAUCACAAGAGCCACGUUCAGCAGGGUGAGAUGUGAGAGGCAGCGUCAUGUUCAGUUUGAGUGGAUGUAUAAAGCUGAGCUGCAGGCCCAGGCGGCUGUUUUCCGGGAACGACUCUCCAGCUACUGGCGGGACGUGGCGCAGCUGCUCUCACUCGGUGCGACGCACGCCCCACAGCUGUUGGUUCCCCUCGCAUUCGAACGUAUGGGUAACAACGCAGGUGAUCAGCAACUCCACGGUUGGAUUAAGGACAUGAAACGUGUGAAAGACAUGCUGCGCACGAAAUUAACCGGAUGGGUACAUGACAUGCAAUUAGCCAGCAAACAGGUGGAGCACUACGAGGUGGAAGAAGACAAGGACAGGCCAGGGCACUUGAUACUCAGGCGGCCGCUGUUGAGUGAACGCCUGCUGCGCUAUCAGCCGUGGAGCCUCUCCUCUGACGACGACUUCAGUGCGCUGUGCAAGGAGCGGCAGCCAGAGGCGUCGCAAAUGUUCAGCCUCGCUGACGAACUGUACGCCCUCCAUCGUGUCUACUGGUCCACUACAGCUGAGUACAUCGAUUCAUUAUACGAAGAUGAUUUCAAGAUUGUAGACGAGGAGUGGCAGCUGGAGGACAGAAGCCACGAUACGCUCUCCGUGGACACUGACUGCGUGCAGCUGUUGGUGAACGUCCUGGACCACCCCACGUGUCCGCUGGAAGACCUGCCACUGGAAGCCGUCAAGCAGCGCGAGCAGUGCCGCGAGCAGCUGUGGGACGACGUGGUGCAGAGGUCGCCCCACAUACCCGUCACCAGCUACCUGGCCUACACGCAGAGGAUAAACGUCAACCUCUGUCUGCUGGCCUGGAUGGCGGUCAACUCGUACGGCAUUUGUCAGGACGUCCCGUUUAGUAUGCUACAGUCCGUGCACGAUGCUCGCUGCUAUUUCGAUAGUCCUGACGAUCAAUCAUGUCUGCAGUCGAACGCUACAGACGCCAUCUGCUCUGUUUCCAGAGCUAUUCUGUUGCUAAAGUGUCGCGACUUUUCCUCCAUCAGGACUUCCCAUAAUUGUACGAUCAUUAUUUCCGCAGUUGGAUUAUUCCAUAGUCGUAGCAGUGCACUGUAUCAAAAGCUAACAGAAGAAACACUGAACUACAAAAACGGUUUAAACGACGCCACCUUGAAAUACAAGGAGUUUAAAAUCGACAGCUUGAAGCCUUUAGAAAUCUCAUUUAUACUAGUAAAUAUCAUUUUCCGUUUUUCGACUGCCGGAGUAUACAUGUACCUUCCCCAGUUACGUAACUUGCCUGGAAAGAUAUUCUUGUCCUUUCAGAUCACGUGCAUAACCCAGAUCCUGUGUUCUGAGGUCUUGUAUCGUAUGGCAGGCGUCCCUGACUUACCUACAGCAGUGCUGAUAGACAGCGCCCUCACACUUCUCAGCUGUAUCUGGCUGAACUCAUUCUGCUACCAGAUGUAUUCUUGUGUUCGCCAUCUCAGGCUUCCUGACCAGCUACUACCUGCUGAAGUAACCCAGUUAUUCCGUCGUGAGGUGCUGAGUGUAGUACUACGUGGAGUGAUUUUCGUGAAUUGUGAAACUACAGGCAUCAUCGCGCACUUAGCAGGUGUCCGCAGUGUUAACCGCGAUUUUCGUACUGGACGCAGUGGAACCAGAGGCCGCAGCGCCGCGAGGGAGGCAGGUGCCGGGUGCAGCCCGCCUGGCCGCAGGGGGCCGCCGGCAGCUCAACACAUUCUGUAA